AUGGAAUGGUUGAGUGCUUUGUCUUGGUCCUGGCACGUGAAUGAUUUUUUUGGCUCAAUUAGGUUAAGUGCAGGUUCUCGGAAGGAGAGUUCAAAAUCAAGUAAAAAGGGACCAUCCAAGAAGAAAUCUGGCAAGACCGUUGAUCCUCUUGUGCCAGAAUUCAGUAUAAACGAUACAGAGGAGUGUGUUGAAGUUUCAUUCCUGGUUUGGCCUAAUGAGGAUAAGCUCCAUCCAUAUCCUGCAUUGCAAUUUGUGAAAUUAGGUGCCGAGUUUAAUGAUGAAAAGCCACUACUAGUUUCACAAAUGAGCCUGGAGAAACCUUUGGUCAGUCUGGCAGCUUUUGUUGCCGCUACGCUUACGGGGAAUGCUGGUGUUCCUAUAGCUGUGGAUACGAGGAAAAAACAAACUGGUGAAGUGGGGGUUAUCUGCUAUCCUCUGUGUUGCCUGCAUAUUGGUUGGAUCUAUGGUUCUGUUACAGAAGAUACUAUUACAGGAUUCAAAAUGCAUGCCUAUGAUCGUCCGAAUCAAGUGCUUCGGCGGGCCCUUGGUUCUGUGGAAAUUCUUUUAAGUAUGCAUUGCCAUAUCUCGUACGGUUACGGUAGUAGGCUGAAGUAG
This is a messenger RNA of Hibiscus syriacus, 615 nucleotides long. Its product is annotated as probable cellulose synthase A catalytic subunit 8 [UDP-forming]. Lineage: Eukaryota; Viridiplantae; Streptophyta; Magnoliopsida; Malvales; Malvaceae. Gene Ontology annotation, cellular component: membrane. Gene Ontology annotation, molecular function: cellulose synthase (UDP-forming) activity. Bases 1 to 615 code for a protein of 204 amino acids. The record is from RefSeq and is a predicted model, not a curated record. The transcript is spliced from 7 exons. Gene Ontology annotation, biological process: cellulose biosynthetic process.